Fibroporia radiculosa is the source of this 1689-nucleotide messenger RNA. RefSeq lists its product as uncharacterized. The coding region runs from base 1 to 1689 and encodes 562 amino acids. NCBI's taxonomy places the organism in Eukaryota, Fungi, Basidiomycota, Agaricomycetes, Polyporales, Fibroporiaceae. The transcript is spliced from 9 exons. The record is from RefSeq and is a predicted model, not a curated record. Gene Ontology annotation, molecular function: RNA binding; ATP:3'-cytidine-cytidine-tRNA adenylyltransferase activity. Gene Ontology annotation, biological process: tRNA 3'-terminal CCA addition.
AUGGAUGUCAAGCUUACUCCCCAAGAGGACCAACUCUGUACAUUGCUUGAUGAAUGCGCAGAGGAAAUGAAAGCCGAGGGUGUACAGACCUCAUGCAGGAUCGCGGGCGGGUGGGUUCGAGACAAGCUCCUAGGCUUGCAAUCGAAUGAUAUUGACGUUGCUCUUGAAGAUAUUAUGGGCGUGAUUUUUGCCCAGAAAUUCAUUUCGUAUUGCUACAACGAAAAACGCUUGGAAAUUAAGGGCGUCACGAAAAUCGCUAGCAAUCCAGAGCAAUCGAAGCAUCUUGAAACGGCCAGGACAACUGUGCUUGGGUAUGAACUUGACUUUGUCAACCUGCGUAGCGAGGAAUAUGCCUCUGGGAGUCGGAUCCCUACCCAGGUGACUUUUGGAACCCCAUUACAGGACGCGAUGCGAAGAGAUAUUACAAUCAAUGCUCUCUUCUACAACGUGCACACCAGAUCUGUGGAAGAUUGUACCGGCAAGGGAUUGGAAGAUAUACGCCAUGGAUUAAUUCGUACUCCCCUUCCACCUCGUGAGACGUUCAUGGACGAUCCACUACGAGUUAUACGCUGCGUGAGGUUUGCCUCUCGACUGGGUUUCGAUCUUGUUCCAGAGCUGCAGGACGCUGUACGAGAUCCAGAGAUUCAAACAGCAGUGGUUUCGAAGAUUAGUAGGGAACGGGUAGGUGAUGAACUGAAUAAGAUGAUGAAAGGUCGAGAUCCCCUUCGCUCGAUACAACUUAUCCACAACCUCUCCCUCUAUGGUCCAGUCUUCCAUCUGCCCCCAUCCUUGGAAUCAAAUUUGUCCGGCACCCCGACUUCCCCUGAGGACGCUGUCAAAGCUGCCUCCAUCCUCAAUCUCUUCCUUGGCAAUACCUCUCCCACGUCAUACACUCAAAAUUUCUCCUUAACCGCACUAUCCUCGCUGUUCAUCCCCCAACUACAUCCCUUACUUCUUGCCGACGUUACCAAACAUCCCGCAGUCCUUGCACGGGUGUGGCUAGCAUGCGCCCUUACCCCGUAUCGUGGCCUCACUUAUGUAGGUCGUAAGGGCAAGCGAUGCUCGGUCAUCGAAGGGAUCCUCCGUGAUGGCCUUAAAAUUGGGACACAAAAUCAUUAUUUGGAUGGGACACCUGCCCUGUUUGCUGCGUGGGAUGUGCUUAGUGAGAGCAUAUCUACAUGGACGCCAGCAAGCACAGACGGCGAGGAGAGAGUUCGACAAGGUUUGUUGCUGCGACAUAAAUCAGUCCAUCAGCCCCAAAUUCUAGGGAUCACAUGGUCAACUUCGAUGCUCUUCUCGCUUGUCCAGGAUUUGGUGCCUCUCUGGGAUAUAACACGAGAGGCGCUUGAUGCUCCGGCCGCUGAAAAACGCAUACAAGCCUAUAAUACGUUUAUCUCCCGCGCAGAGGAAGUGGGCACCCCCGGUCUGGUAGACUGCAAGACCAUUGUUGACGGUCGUGAUAUCCUCAGGGUUCUGGAUGCGAAUCCCGGUCCGUGGACCGGCAAAGUGCUCGGCCGCGUGCUCCAGUGGCAAUUGGAAUUUCCUGAUGGCACCAAAGAACAAUGCGAGGAAUGGUUGAAGUCCGAAUAUGCGGCUGGGAGGUUGGCCACGCCUGAGAGUGGCGCGUCCGGUAUUAAGCGAAGCCAGGACAUCGAUGAAGAAGGGGCUGUGAAGAAAGCAAAGACAUGA